Molecule: messenger RNA, 2544 nt
Organism: Saccoglossus kowalevskii
Lineage: Eukaryota; Metazoa; Hemichordata; Enteropneusta; Harrimaniidae
Molecular function (GO): protein binding
Source: RefSeq, a predicted model, not a curated record
CGUCAGUGAGUGGAGUGUGUUAGCGUCUGUCAUUGUGCAGUCAGUGUAUCGCAAGGUGGUCGCCAGGGAAAAUAACCACCAAAUAACAUGGAUUCACCGCCAAGAGAUGACUAUCCAGUUCUACUUGAUUUGAAAACCAAGAAAACCUAUCCACUGACAAAAAGGACGCUGAAAAUAGGAUGGGGUGAAUAUGAUAUUGAAUUGAAUGAUGAAAAUUGUAAAGGAUUAUGUUGUGAAAUUAUGAAUCAGAACAAUGCUGCCAUCAUUUUUCCAUUUGCUAUCACCACAUCUUGUCUAGUAAAUGAUGUGGAGAUUGAAGAACAGACGACAUUAACCCACGGGUGCACUCUGCAACUUGGAAAAUCAAGUUUAUUCCGAUUUGAAGAAACAAGGUUUAAAAGUAAUCGAAAUAGUGUAUUAGAUGAAAGUGACCUGACAGAUGGAGCUAGUCCCCCUCCCAAACCUCCAAGAUUAUAUUCUUCUCCAUGUUCCAGUAUAGAUAAAAGUAGUGAGGAUGGUAUGGAAUCCACAACGUCUGGUGCUAAUAGUUUCUCUGAUGACUGGUGUAUUAUAAUUCAACCAGAUAUAGACUCUGAUUUAAUACAACAGUUACAGACCCCUGAACAGGUAGCACAUCUUGCUUCAUCGUAUAUCAGUAGACAGCUGCUAAUGUUGACCAAUGUAUCAAUCUCACCUGAGUUAGUGGAUGAAGUAUUUAAAGCUAUGCAAGAAGUUGCCGAGACAAACGAGAACAUUCUGAUAGACUUCUUGAAAACAUUUUGUGAGGACAACAACAAAUUAAAAGAAAAAGAAGACAUUGAGACAGAAUCAACCAGCGGAAAACCUAAAUUUUCAUGCCAUAUUCCACUUAUAAAACUACUCCUGGAUUUACUGAGAUAUUCACUGGACCCUGUGGAGCAUAAUAUUCUAUGGACAAAACUCCUUGCCAAGUUGAGUUUCUUCACAGAAAAUCAUCACACACUGUUGACGUGCAGAGCUGGUGCCGUAUUGCUGGGGACAAUGGCAGCACACUUACAAGCGGAUGAGAUCCAAGAGAAUGCAUGUCAUGUAUUGGCACAGCUAGCAAAAUAUAAACCCACACCCAACGCAAAGGGUGCAGUUAAACAGUGUGCUAUAGAGUUAGUGGUUACUGGUAUGGAAAGACAUCUUGACAAGCCUUCUGUUUUAAGACCUGCUUGCAAAGUACUUGCAAAUACUGUUGUGACCACAUCAGAAGUGACUGCAAUGACACCCCAACAAGAAGGAUUUAAUAUUGACGUUUUUGAGAAGAUGAUGGUGGCAUCACUUGAGAUGAUUGACUAUAUCCGUGAUGUGGCUCUACCAGUCUUAGAGUCAGCAAUGCACGAGUAUCCUAAAGAUUUCAGUAUCAACUUUGAUGGUGCACAGGUCAAAGAAUAUUUCAAAAAUCCAUCAAAGUUUAAAAAGAAAAAGCAGAUGGAGAAGGAUGAGAUCCAAAAAGAGGCUGCUAAGAAUCUUGCUUUGGAAGCCAUAAAACAGAAAAAGAAAGUGACCAAAGUGAGCAAAACCCACCAUAAGGAGGCUACCACAAAGCAUAAUGAUAAAUCACCAUCAUCAUUGAUGUUGCCGAUAUCAGAAAGGGAAAUGAAACUAGAGCUAAAUAUGGUGGGACAGGGUACGUUGAAUGAAAAUGAUAGUGUAUUAACAGGGACCAAUGGCAUUGAGGCAAUGUAUGGAGAAACAAAUUCAAGUGAUUAUAAUGCAAAUGUUAAUUAUAGUAAACCGCAGCGUCAAACUUGGGAGAAAUCACAAUCAUGUGACCUUCUUGUGGUGAUGUCUGAUAUCGUACGUACCCCAAACUCCACUCCUGAAAUGAAAAGAGAGAGAAAGAAAUGGAGCACUAUGCAGGUACUGCCUGUCGGGUUAAUCACUGAAGAUACAAAUACACCAAAGAUACAGCCAAAAUCUUGUAAUACAUCAAAGAAAUUUACAAAGAAUCAUUCAGAGGUCAUCAACUUUCUGGGCACACUUUGGAUUACUGGAAACCAAGUACAAGCCAUUGAAUCUUUAACCAGAACAACUGAAGAGAUAAUCAAAUCUAUGACAGCAAAGAAAAAAUCUACUUGUCCAUUAUCGACAGCUGAUAAAUGCCUAAUUGAUACUGACCCAACAGUUUGUGCUAGUGCGCUUAAUGUAUUCUGCUCACACAAAGCCAAGUGGACCUUAGCUGCAGCUGCUAAAGUCCUUCCAUUGACUGAGAUAUUAUUUGCAAAUCGACUGUUAAUGCGGCCUGCUGCAGAAGUUAUAACAUUGAUACUAUCCUUAUAUGGUCAAGAUGUACUUAAACAAUAUGAAGCUAUUGAAUAUGGUUGUCCAAGUCCGUUCCAUCGGGAUGACAGACAUAAUUUGGACGUAUGUUACGAAGAGUUAGGCAAAGUGCAUGACCAGAUAGAUGGUGCAAUAUCCAGAGUAAAUGGAUCAAUAGAAAGCCAAGAUCUCAUCAGGCGACUAGAAACACUUCAAACCCAAAUGCAGGAAUUUACAUCUGUGAUAUCACUGGCCUAA